UGUUACGCUGUGCGCUUGCGGUUCUUUUUUUUUAUGUGUACGUAAUGCCACUGAAGGAAUCUAUUAUGAGACGCUAUGGAAGAACUUGUCACGUGUUUUCCGAAGUUGUGCAGACAUGUCUCACAUUCGAGUCCGGCUGGCGAGCAACUUCUCGUUCGUGACCUCUUUUCGCCCCCGAAGUCUAGUGAUUGCAAGAUUUGCAGCAGCAUGUCGGCAUGGAGGCGCUGCAGCCGAACGAAUUGUAUCUGCUUCUGGACUUCAGAGGGCCUCUUUCUCCAGCAGCUCUUGCAGGUGGAUCCCUGCAGUCACUCAACCUGCGCCAGCUUUUAAAGCCACAGCAGUCCAGAAUGGGGAAUUCAAGGAAAUGAGCCUUGCUGACUUCAAGGGCAAAUACUUGGUCCUCUUUUUCUACCCACUGGAUUUCACGUUCGUGUGCCCAACAGAGAUAAUCUCAUUCAGCGACAAGGCCAGUGAGUUCCAUGACAUCAACUGCGCAGUAGUGGGUGUGUCUGUGGACUCUCACUUCACACAUCUGGCAUGGACCAACACUCCUCGCAAGGCUGGAGGCUUGGGCAGCAUUCAUAUCCCUCUCCUCGCAGACCUGAGCAAGCAAAUUUCCAGAGACUACGGCGUGCUGCUAGAGGACCCUGGAAUUGCUUUGAGAGGUCUGUUCAUCAUCGAUCCAAAUGGCAUAGUAAAACACAUGAGCGUAAAUGACCUACCAGUGGGUCGAUGUGUUGAAGAGACACUUCGUCUUGUGAAGGCUUUCCAGUUUGUGGACACCCAUGGAGAGGUGUGUCCAGCGAGCUGGACCCCAAAGUCACCAACAAUAAAACCAACGCCUGAAGGAUCCAAAGAGUACUUUGAGAAAGUCAAUUGAUCGUCAAGCACUACAAGUCCAUGUAGAAUUUUGUUUUAUGGACUGACAUGGAUACAUGCAAAUAAACCUCAUUCCUGAAAAAUAGUAAAA
Messenger RNA from Syngnathoides biaculeatus (alligator pipefish), 970 nucleotides. RefSeq names its product peroxiredoxin 3 (gene prdx3). Gene Ontology annotation, molecular function: thioredoxin peroxidase activity. Bases 116 to 880 code for a protein of 254 amino acids. The record is from RefSeq and is a predicted model, not a curated record. Lineage: Eukaryota; Metazoa; Chordata; Actinopteri; Syngnathiformes; Syngnathidae. Gene Ontology annotation, biological process: response to oxidative stress; cell redox homeostasis; cellular response to stress. The transcript is spliced from 7 exons. Gene Ontology annotation, cellular component: mitochondrion; cytosol.